CAGCCCAUCAGUGAGGUCAUGAUUCACGAGCAGCUGGGCGAUAGCAAACGGAACUUGUUGCUCGUGUGCAGCAGCUGGGCAGAUGAGACGCCGGGAAGCCGGGCACACGUUGCACACCGGCGCGUGGUGGACGGGCGGCGCGGUGCGUCCCCAAAGUCUCCGAGCCCUGUGUGCCAAGGCUAUAAGAGAGCAGAGGGCCCUCGUUUCGCCGGGGAAACAGGAGCAAGCUGCUGUGUGCUGUGUAGGAGGAGGGAGCUAGUCAGCUAGCGGCCUAGCGUACCGAUCGAUCGAGGCGUCGGAGGGGAUCGAUAGCGAUGGCAGCCGGGGAGGCGCCGCCGCCGCUGUCGUCGGCGAGGGCGGAGUACGUGCUGCGGGGCGCGUGCGCGGCGAUGGCGGCGGCGGGGGCGCUGCUGCUGGGGCUCAGCGCGCAGACCAAGACCGUGCUCUUCGUGCAGAAGAAGGCCGUCCCCAAGGACGUCCAGGCGCUCUGGGUGCUGAUCGUGGCCGCGUCGGCCGCGGCGGGGUACCACGUCGUCCAGCUCGCCCGGUGCCUCUACAUGGCCCGCCUCUCCACGGCCGGCGCCGGCGGCGGCUCCCGGCGUCUCAGCCGAGAGAUCGCGUGCGUCUCCUUCCUCCUCGACAAGGGGUGCGCGUACAUGGUGUUCGCGACGACGGUGGCGGCGCUGCAGGCGUGCUUCGUGGGGCUCAUCGGCGUGGAGGCCCUGCAGUGGAGCAAGCUCUGCAACAUCUACACCCGCUUCUGCGAGCAGGCCGCCGCGGGGAUGGUCUGCAGCAUGCUCGCCGCCGGGGGUAUGGCCAUCCUCGCGGCCUUCUCCGCGCGCGAACUCUUCCGCCGCCCCGACGCCUCCUCGGCCGCAGGCGCUCUGGGGUGGAACGGAUCGCAGGGAAGCUCGAGCGAGCUCUGAUGUGUUGCAGUCCUGCAGAGGCACAUUUGGCAUGGGGUAAAAAAAAAGGAGCUUGAGAGCUAGAGUAUGCUACGACACAUUUUGGCUCUUUUUGUUGUCAAGGCUAAGAUUAGGAUUGCUUGACCAGGGUAUGACGUUUCGACUUGGUACGUCUAAGUUUAUACCAUAAAUGAAGAAGAUGUAAGUUUUUACGGAACAUCUAUUAUUAUCUUAAUAUAACAGAGUUAAAA
Molecule: messenger RNA, 1156 nt
Organism: Panicum hallii
Lineage: Eukaryota; Viridiplantae; Streptophyta; Magnoliopsida; Poales; Poaceae
Product: CASP-like protein 2C4
Exons: 3
Coding region: 315-926 (203 amino acids)
Source: RefSeq, a predicted model, not a curated record